AUGGAGCUGUCGGAGUCCGUGCACACGGGACUGCAGUCUCUGGCCGACCCGUCCGUCUUCGACCCGACCAGCUUCCCGGUCCUGGUGGACGUGUCGUUCCGGAGCCUGCUGUCCUCUCACGCGGAUCCCACCGUGCUCGUGUUAAUCUGGAUCAGAAUAUCUGCCCCGAGCUGCAGCGGGUUCAACCGGAUCCAGCUGAAGCAGAGCCACGCUGCCGUGGCCACCUUCAUACUGGAGGCGGUCAAACAAAAUGCAGACAAGUCCACUGUCAGUUCAUGUCUUGAAGAAAACUCCUUCAGUGCAGAGAGAAUAGAAAUAUUCUACGACUUAUAUCAGAAACAUAAAAAAGAACUCAGACGUCUGUUAGCAAGCGUCGGACGGCGGCCGCCUCACAUUAACGACGUGUCCUGGCGUCUGCAGUACCACAUGAAGAGCGCGCAGGUGGAUAAAGUCAACGAGCCUUGCUACCUGAUUUCUCUCAACACUGAGAAUCAGGGAUCGUCAGAAGACAUCAGCUUCACCUGCACGGUGGAACAGUUACAGGAUUUGGUGGGAAAGCUGAAGGACGCCGCGAAGAGCGUGGAGAAAGCCAGAUUGUUGCUCCCUCCACGCGCCAUGCACCGCACCACCCGCAUCAAGAUCACCGAGCUGAACCCGCACCUCAUGUGCGUGUUGUGCGGAGGAUAUUUCAUCGACGCAACAACCAUCAUCGAAUGUCUGCACUCAUUCUGCAAGAUGUGCAUCGUCCGCUACCUGGAAACCAGCAAAUACUGUCCCAUCUGUGAUGUCCAGGUUCAUAAAACCAAACCUCUGCUGAACAUCAGGUCUGACAAAACUCUACAGGACAUCGUGUACAAACUGGUGCCCGGCCUCUUCAAAAAUGAGAUGAAAAGGAGGAGAGACUUUUAUGCAGAGCAUCCCGUUGAUGCCUCUAACGGGUCAAAUGAGGACCGCGGUGAGGUGGCAGACGAGGAAAAGAGAAUUAUUACAGAUGAUGAGAUCAUCAGUCUCUCCAUCGAGUUCUUUGAUCAGAGCAGACUGGGAGGCGGAACAGACGAGAAGCAGUCGAAAGAUCAGGUGGCUAACAGACGGUACCUGCAGUGUCCAGCAGCGAUGACAGUUAUGCAUCUGAGGAAGUUUCUGCGCAGUAAAAUGGACAUCCCCAACACAUACCAGGUGGAAGUUAUGUAUGAAGAUGAGCCUCUGAAGGAUUACUACACCUUAAUGGACAUCGCCUACAUCUAUACCUGGAGAAGGAAUGGCCCACUGCCCCUGAAGUACCGGGUCCGACCCAACUGCAAGAAGAUGAAGGUGAACCAUGCACAACGGGAGGGCCAGAAUCACGUCAGUAGGUCCGGUCCGGAGAGCGACUCCUGCAGCGAUAAAGCUGGAAGUCCUGCCGGGGUUCCAUCCACGUCCUCGUCGCUGCCCAGUCCCGGCACCCCUGCACAGUCCCCAUCUGGAACCAACAACGUCAACGGAACCACGGCCAACGUUGCCACCCCCGCCGCACCCCCAACUCCGAACCGGUCCUUCAGCCAGUACGGCAGCGGAGGCGGGAAACCCCGGAAGGUUUCUCUGAAUGGCUCGGCGACUUCCUCUGGAUGA
This is a messenger RNA of Thalassophryne amazonica, 1608 nucleotides long. RefSeq names its product bmi1 polycomb ring finger oncogene 1a (gene bmi1a). The transcript has 18 exons. Gene Ontology annotation, biological process: negative regulation of transcription by RNA polymerase II. NCBI's taxonomy places the organism in Eukaryota, Metazoa, Chordata, Actinopteri, Batrachoidiformes, Batrachoididae. Gene Ontology annotation, molecular function: promoter-specific chromatin binding. Gene Ontology annotation, cellular component: PRC1 complex. The record is from RefSeq and is a predicted model, not a curated record. The coding region runs from base 1 to 1608 and encodes 535 amino acids.